AUGUCGGGGGCGCAUUCCCACCGACACCCUGUCGUAGGGGCGAAGAAUAGACAAACGCCGGGGCUCCCGCCAGCCCCGACAUCGCAGCCUGUAGGCUACUUGCAGGAGAACAUUCCCAAGUCGUUUCAAGGAGAAAACCAAGUUCACAGAGCUCCCAGCCCCGGGAGUGACCCGGGGAGACUCCUUCUCUGGACCAGACGGAGCAAGGGGUACAGCCCCGUGGCCACAGCGGGCACCAGCGAGGUGGAGCCCCAGCCGGGUCUCCCCGCGUCCCCCACGCACCUCGCCAGCUCCUGCCAACUUGCGAGGAGCGAAGUCCAGGCAGAGGGAGACGGGGGCGACCUUACGGAGGCGGCCGGCCAGGCAGUCCUCCCGGGGUCCGCUGGAGGAGGAGGAAGGGGCGGCCGAGCGGGCGCGCGGGUGCGGGGAGCCCGGGCGGCAGGCGGGCUUGCCCACUGGCUCCCACUACCACCACCCCCCCCCCCCCGCCCCAGCCGCCCCGAACCCCUGGAGAGCCAGAACUUGCGAGGCCGGCUUCGCCCGGGCCACUUUGGCAGCCCCCCGGGGUCCGGGGAAAGUCCCGGGGACCGGCCGAGCCGCCCCGACCCGCCGUGCCACAUCCCGGAGCAGGCGGCGUCGCUCGCCACGGCGCAGGUGCAGCCCCAGUCGGGCUCCUUCCUCCCCGGCAGCCCACCGCGCCCCGCCGAAACACGGAGAGCGCGUCGUGCCGGCCGCGGGAAGGGGAAGGAGGGGAGGGGGAGACAGGGCGGUGGGGAGGCCACGGCAGCCCGGGUCCCGGGCGUCCGCGAUGGAGCCCCCCGCCGGCCGGCGCCGGCCCCGGCACCCUGCCCGCCCCCGAACGCGCCCCCGCGCCCGCGAGCGGGGCCCUCGCAGGGCUCGCCCGCGUCCCCCGGCAGCAGGCGAGCCCGCCUUACCCUUGGCCGCAGCGAGGAGCCCCGCGCACAGCACCAGCAGCGCCGGGAGCAGGAGCGGCCGCUCGCGUCUCCUCCGCGCAGUCAUGUCUGCAGAUAG
This is a messenger RNA of Panthera uncia (snow leopard), 1032 nucleotides long. RefSeq names its product translation initiation factor IF-2-like. Bases 1 to 1032 code for a protein of 343 amino acids. The transcript is spliced from 2 exons. The record is from RefSeq and is a predicted model, not a curated record. Lineage: Eukaryota; Metazoa; Chordata; Mammalia; Carnivora; Felidae.